Didymella exigua CBS 183.55 is the source of this 990-nucleotide messenger RNA. RefSeq lists its product as uncharacterized. The coding region runs from base 1 to 990 and encodes 329 amino acids. The record is from RefSeq and is a predicted model, not a curated record. Gene Ontology annotation, molecular function: protein binding. The transcript is spliced from 2 exons. NCBI's taxonomy places the organism in Eukaryota, Fungi, Ascomycota, Dothideomycetes, Pleosporales, Didymellaceae.
AUGACCACCCAAAGCAUCGGCGUCGCGUACAGCACCGAGCCAGCCUUGACACGCAUUCACACAAAUCUGCCACCGCCAUACACGUGGACCGGUGCGCGCGCCGGCGAACUUCGCGCAAAUCCACAAGACUUCACAUGCACGACUACAAUCCUCGUCGGCCCCAAACUCACACCCUUCAGCAUCCACACGUCGCUCCUCACGAGUCAAUCGCCCUACUUCCGCGCCGCGCUCACCGGCCCCUUCGUCGAGAGCAAGAGCAAGACCAUCACCUUGGACGAUGUGAAUCCCGACCAUUUCUCCCUCCUCGUCGCCUGGCUGUACACCUCGGCCGUCCCCGCGCCCUUCAAGGACGGAAAGCCCGCGUACUACACCCUGCUGCACCUCUACUCGCUCGCGGACCGGCUGUGCAUGGAGGGCCUUCGCAACGCGGUCGUGGAUCUCAUCGCGGAUCUCGCGGACCAGACAAACUCUGUGCUCACGCCGAGCGACACACGGAUCCUGUACGACGGCAUCCGUGACAGCGCACCCCUGCGCGACUUGGUGCUGGAUCUCUUCGCGUUCAAGAAAACCGAUCGCCUUGUUGAGGGCCACGUCGACGCCUGGCACGCCGCGUUCCUGCGCGACCUGUGCGUCCUACUCAAGCGCCCGUGCGCCCAGGCUCUCCUCAGACACCGCCUGCGCAUGUGGUGUCCAGACGCGUGGCACGGCGCGCGCAGCUGCGAUUACUGCCGCGCCGUGCUGAAGCCGCGUUGUGGCGCUGUGGCGUGCGACGACUGCUGUUUGAGCUUCUGCACGACGUGUGUCGAGGGCGGUGUUGCGGUUGCCGGGUGGGAUGACGGAAGGGGGAGGGAGGCGGAUGAGAUGCUUGGCGCGGAGAAGAGAAAGGGCGGGAAGUGGGAGGCGUGUAAGCCGUGGAGGGGCGCGCGGUGUGCGCUGUAUCACGAACACGAUGAGACAGAGCGGUGUGGGGAUAUCUUCAUGGGGAGAUGA